Trypanosoma grayi is the source of this 729-nucleotide messenger RNA. RefSeq names its product cAMP specific phosphodiesterase. The transcript has a single exon. The annotation marks the transcript as partial. Lineage: Eukaryota; Euglenozoa; Kinetoplastea; Trypanosomatida; Trypanosomatidae. The record is from RefSeq and is a predicted model, not a curated record.
AUGGGGGAAACCGGAGGCCGUCAUCUUCUAGAGGCGUUGACACUCUGCGAGGUUAUUCUUGCCCGUUAUAAGCGCUGCAGCUUUCCAGUGGACGAAACGGAGAUCACGGCAUUCCGUGCACUCAAUGAGAGGUUUCAGGAUCUUCUGCCGAAUGCAGCAGGCGAACAUGCAGCUAAUACAAGGAGGGUAAAGGGCGUGGAUGUGGCUCCAAGUUUUCCGGCGAUUGGUGCGGCGUUUCAAACGCCUACUGACUCCGUCACGAAAUUAAUGGAGAGGUGUAUUGAUUUGCGCCUGCCUAUAAAAGAUGUUUUGACGGUGCUCAACGACCAGCUCUCCGCUCUGCUCCGUGCAAGCUAUACACGCACAUAUUACCUCGACCCUGGUGAUAUGUUGCUACUGGACCCCGUCAAUGGGGUAGCAGCGCCUGUGGACGAAAGCACACCACUUGGAAAGGCUGUGUCAUCAAGCGAACGAUUUACAAUUGCUGGGACACUCUACAUUCCGCUGUGCCACGGUGGCAAGGUAAUGGGUUGUGUUGAAAGCCCCGCAGGAAGGGCCGACUACCACAGCCAGCCGCUUUUGGAGUCUGUUCUGAGGGUGGCUGCUACCGCUCUACACAACGCCAUAGAGGCGGAAACUCUAAACUGGAACAAGGAAAAGGCAGAGGCCAUGUUGAUGAUGGCGACACAGCUUGCCCGCGACAAUCUCGAUGAAGCAGUGCUCGCAAAU